Molecule: messenger RNA, 3697 nt
Organism: Anoplopoma fimbria (sablefish)
Lineage: Eukaryota; Metazoa; Chordata; Actinopteri; Perciformes; Anoplopomatidae
Gene: slc2a9l2
Product: solute carrier family 2 member 9, like 2
Exons: 15
Coding region: 243-1826 (527 amino acids)
Biological process (GO): monosaccharide transmembrane transport
Cellular component (GO): membrane
Molecular function (GO): hexose transmembrane transporter activity
Source: RefSeq, a predicted model, not a curated record
UUAGAGGAAGCAGUCGAUACUUUUCCUGAAACUCACAUCAUUUGUUUUGGACUGGAUUAGCUUGGCUGGGUUUGUCAGAUCAACCUGUAAGGAAAUCUCAAAAGUUACUUUUGUUGUGGGAUCUGCAAGAAUAUCCUGAUUUUGGACGACAAGAGUCUUGAGAGUUGUUGGUUAUGCUGCGUCAGUAGUCUACCUGAAAGCGUUGGAUACACAACCUGUGCCUGGGUUGCUGAAACGUUAAGAUGGACAAACCACCGAAGGAGCAGCCAGCAGAACACAAGAUGAGCGACUCUGGGAAGACCUCUGGACAGCAGCCAGUCACAGCCUGUCUAUUGAGCGCAGCCUUCUUCGGUGCCCUGGGGUCGUCUUUCAUUUACGGCUACAACCUCUCUGUGGUCAAUGCUCCGGCUUUGUACAUUAAAGCUUUCUACAACAAGACAUGGAUUGAGAGAUACGGGGAGCCUCUGCCAGUAGAAAUGGCUACCCUCCUCUGGUCCUUCACGGUGUCCAUAUUUGCUAUUGGAGGCCUUCUCGGGGCGUUGUCCGUCUCCAUAAUCAUCAAAGUGCUAGGAAGAAAGGGAAGCUUGCUGCUGAAUAACAGCUUUGCUCUAAUAGCUGCUCUGCUACUGACCCUGGGGGAAAGGGCCAAAUCUUUUGAGAUGCUCAUCGUUGGUCGGUUCAUAAUAGGGAUUGACUCUGGUAUAGCUCUCAGCGUCCUCCCCAUGUACCUGUUAGAAAUCACACCAAGACAUAUCCGAGGUUCCAUUGGCCAGUUCAACUCCAUCCUUAUCUGCUUGGGAGUGUUCACGGGACAAGUAAUGGGUCUGCCUGAGCUGCUGGGUCAGGAAACCAGAUGGUGCUACCUGUUUUCCUUCCUGGUGUUGCCGGCAAUGCUGCAGCUGUGUGUGCUGCCCUUCCUCCCUGAGAGUCCUCGCUACCUGCUGAUAGAGAGGAGGGAUGAGGCCGGAGCAGAAAGAGCCUUCCAGAGAUUUUUGGGGAAGAAAGAUGUGUCACAGGAGCUGGAAGAGGUCCAUGCGGAGGCUCGGGCUCAGGUCAACCUACAAAAAGCCUCUGUGUUACAGCUGCUGAGGAGCCCAGCCGUUCGCUGGCAGCUCAUCACCAUCAUCAUCAGCAUGGCCUGCUAUCAGCUCUGUGGCCUCAAUGCUAUCUGGUACUACACCAGUGGGAUCCUUCGGGAGGCAGGCUUUGCAGAGAACAUUAUCCCCUACAUUACACUGAGCACUGGGGCCAUAGAGACUCUGGCUGCCAUCAUCUCGGGCUUAGUGAUAGAACGAAUUGGGAGGAAGCCACUCAUCAUCUUUGGUUUCUCUGCCAUGGCCGUUUUCUUCAGCCUACUCACAGUGUUCCUCCAUUUCCAGGACAGUCUGUCAUGGAUGCCCUACCUCAGUUACAUCUGUAUUCUGGCUGUGAUUGCGUCCUUUUGCUCUGGGCCAGGUGGCAUCCCAUUUAUCUUGACUGGAGAACUGUUUGAACAGUCCUACCGACCUGCCGCCUUCAUGAUCGCUGGCACAGUAAACUGGCUGUCCAACUUUGCCGUCGGCCUCCUGUUCCCAUUCAUUCAAGAGAAGUUGCAGUCCUUUUCCUUCUUGGUGUUUGUGGGGAUCUGCGUCCUGGGAUCAAUCUACCUCUACGUUGUCCUCCCUGAGACAAAAAAUAGAACAUUUAUGGAGAUCAGUCAGAGCUUUGCCAAGAUCAACAAAAUCCCUGUCCCCUCCUCUGGCCUUGAAAUGGAGCUGGUUCUGUCCAGUAAGCCUAGAAUGAAUGGAAAAGUCCAGGAUGUUGCCAAGAUGGAGAGUUCCUUCUAAUUGAACAAACCCCACAAAUUGUGAAGAAGCAAGGUUGAAAUAUAAACUAAAAUAAUGUGUUGUUUGUACAUAUUUAUUUAAUGACUGCGGUCAAUGAAAUGAAAUCAAUGAUCAAUGCUUUUGUUUCAGUACAUUUUGGUAUUUUGUACAUGUUUUGUAUGACUAGAAUAUUUAGGAACAUUUGUUGACAUUUUUUUUAUCACUCUCAUCUUCUCUUUACAAGUUAAUAUACAGUGUAAAACUCUCAUAAAUGGCAGAAACCCUAGAUUGCUGGGAUCUAUCAACAGUUACAAAAGGGAUAGUAAUGUGACUGAAGGGGGCUUUCAUAAAUUGAUGUACGAACUAAAAUCUGCAUUAACACAUUUGUUUGGCCAUUCGUGGUUGAUGAAAACAUGCCAUAAACACAACACUGAAAUAUCAUCACCUCAUGGAGUAGGGUAGAGAUAUGGCCAAUGUGUUUGCUAAUUGUGGCUUAUUUACACAUCCAGCGAAAACAGAAACAUUUAGCAUUCAUUUGGAGUCUUGUUCGUGUUAACCUGACAAAUGUAAGUCCAAUAUUCACUCUCUUUGUAGCUCUGUUUUGCUCUCCACCAGCUCCAGAAGUUAAAACGCUCCAUAGAACUGAAGGAACUGCAAAGUUGGGUGAUGAUUCUCUGGGUCAGGAACGACACAAGUUUCACAAUACACAUAUUCAUUUGACCUAUUGUUAACAUAAAAAUAUAAACAGGGACACCUUUCCAAAUAAAUGGCGGCAUGCAACAUGACCAAAAGAAAUGUCUUAACUGUCAACUGCAAUGACCUAAAUAAAUAUUCCUCUUACCCUUACCCAUCACUGCCUGCUAUUAUCAAUCCAGAUUUAAUGUAUUCAUAUUUCCUCACCACAAACUUUGGGCUUUGAACUGAAUAUACUUGUGUGAAUCAGACAAGCUGAAGCAGCAUGCAACAUCAUCUUGUUCAGAUUUCAUCUCUGUUGUCGUCUCAAAGCAGCUUCAUAAUGAGAGGGGGGCAGACAUGUGUCUGAUGGGAGACAUGUUUUGCAGGAUUAAAACCCUAAUGCUGAUGUCUUGGUUAACGUCUCAAUAAAGACAACAAGAGAUAGAAAACCCAUAGAGCGCAGUAAAGCUGAAGAGGACAAUUCUUUGGAGCCUCUCCAAAUUUGCAAGGAGCCAAGGCUGCUUCCCACCAGAUGGCUGAAGCCAGCGGAGGAGGUGAUCUGAACAGAGGCAGACAAGCGUGGCAUUGGAUAGCAGUUACAGUUUGCUCCACAGUAGGGUGUACUCCACAUUUUAAAGUCUAACACUGGUUGAGCUUAUUCCUCACCCUCUCAUAUAGACACAGAUACACAGUUAUGUGUGUCAUACAAUGACAAAGGGGUGUCCAUUUAUCUGUAUGGCAUUGUUAAAGAGAGGUGGGGAAAUCUUAGUUAAAUUCCUGAUCAUAUCCGGUGAGCUAGUGCCACAGAUACAUUUGUUCAACUGGGAAGCAGGCAUGGAAGUGAGGAGAAUAAUGAUGUGUUUAAUAAAGUGUUGUCUCUGAUAGCUUUGUUCCAGCAUGUUUCUCUUGAAGUGUCACACUCUCAGCAGCGUUAGUUCGUGGAUAAUUGACGGAAAGAUUUGCUGGUUGGAAAGUAAUUAUGAGACCCGAAAGCGGCAAAGACAUCAAUACUUAAGGUUUAAUUAGAUGCACUGUACAGAGUAAUGCUGUGUGAUAAAUUACUGUUUGUCCAACCUUUUAGAUAUCCUCUCAGGAAAUAUUGUUAAAUCAACUUUCCAUUAUGCAAAGUAAGGAGUUGGCCCAGAGGGAGGCGCUGUGUAAACGUCAUGUAAAUGUUUCAGAAAUGUAGUUUUGAAUAAAAAACGUUUUUAUUAUUA